This is a messenger RNA of Seriola dumerili (greater amberjack), 4426 nucleotides long. RefSeq names its product SWT1, RNA endoribonuclease homolog (gene swt1). Lineage: Eukaryota; Metazoa; Chordata; Actinopteri; Carangiformes; Carangidae. Bases 42 to 2927 code for a protein of 961 amino acids. Gene Ontology annotation, cellular component: nucleus. The transcript is spliced from 17 exons. The record is from RefSeq and is a predicted model, not a curated record.
CGAGGCGGAAAAGCAGCGGAUGUUUUGGGACUCAAGGGAAAAUGUCGAAAAAGUCAAAAAAGAGAAAGCGCAAGAAGUUGUCCUCAUCCUCCAGUGAAGAUGAGAAGGCAUCCAAAGAGCAAGAUGCAACCAGCCGUCUCAAAAGUGUCAAGAGGAGGCAUGAGAGCUGUGCUGCAAAACAGGAAAAUUCUGGUUCUUCUACCGUUAAAGAUGAUUCCCAAAGCACCCGCCAGAUCAAAAAGCCUGUCUACAGACUGGCAACAACACAAGCAUCAGACAAGAAACCUGUUAAUAAGGCAGAAGAAUGUACAAAAACAAAAAAUGUCUCUUUACCGUUCCACGGGGGAAAUUCCUCUGUUAAAGCAAAGCAUUAUAUUUCAGGGAAAGACAAUACUGUCAGUAGGAGUAAGACUUUGGAAAGGGGAACCUCAAAACCCCUGAGCACUGACACUCCAUGUGCAGUUCCUCAGAAAACAGAGAGGAUCUCUAAAGGCAGAUUAGAUGAAGAGUAUUCCCGGAGGAGUGAAUCAAAAUUAAAAAAGCUAAUGAGUGCCAGUUUGGCCUCUGCUGAACAGAAAGAAGAGAGGCAGAAUGCACAGAAGAAGCACAGAACUGAGGAGUCACAAAGGACUGGAAAUGACAGCAACACUAUCAAAGAUUCGUCAAGGCAGAAGAGAAGGGAGCUGGUCAAAAGAAUUAGCCAAAGGCAUCGAGAAAAUGAGUUUACGUCCAAAAGAAGCCUGUGUACAGAAACAAAAACUCGCUCUGCCUCCACCACAAAUCAGUCUUCCACUUCAGCCAAGCACACUACCUCAGAGAGUAGCUCAAAGGUGUUGAAGAAUGUCAUUUCAAUCCCAAGGACUGUCACAUCAGUGUCACAUAAGACAGCUCAGUCAUCAUCUUCUCAGCAACAAAUAGAUUCUCUCACAUCACCUCUGCCUCCCAACUUUAAGAUACCAAAAAAGGUACAACCAAGGCCAGUGGAUGGCAUUGGCAAUGAUAGUGAUGCUAUUUCUGCAAACAAAAAUCUCAAUUAUGGGACUGAGCUUUCACACUCUGGGGACUCAAUAAGAAACUCCAAGCAAGAAACAGUCCUGCAACAUCACAGCUAUUUGGAUGUAACUCCCAGUUUUUCAUCUGAAGGACAAGAUAAGAGUUCAUCCAUGUCUCGCCAACUCCCAACUGUGUUCAAUACUACAACUGAGCCGUGGUAUGACCAGAUGCAAGUUGUUGAAGAGCUUCAUCUUGCCCGCACUGAGAAGAAAUUAGAGGUGAAUGUAAUGCAGAGCUAUGGAGAACUGACCUGUAUGGACAUAGACCCCCCAGAAGAGGGAGCUAAAGAUGCAUACUGCAAACAGUCCACUCAGCAAAACCUAAUCCUGGUUCUGGACACCAACAUUCUCCUCAGUCACCUGGAUUAUGUGAAAAAGAUCAGGUCUCAUGGCUUUGGAGCCCUGGGCUUCCCUGUUGUCCUGAUUCCCUGGGUGGUACUUCAGGAGCUGGAUUCCUUAAAAAGGGGGAAAGGCCUGUCAGGUUCUGUGGCACACCUGGCCAUUCCCGCCAUCUCGUACAUUUACAACUCUUUGAAGAGCCGGGAACUGCACCUCUGGGGGCAGUCAAUGCAGCAGGCCGCCGAGAUCAGCGAUGGUCUGAAUGCUGAGAAUAAUGAUGACAGAGUGCUGCAGUGCUGCCUGCAAUACCAAAGCCUGUACCCAGAGUGUGCUCUCAUCCUAUGCACUAAUGAUAAGAACCUAUGCAGUAAAGCCCUCCUGAGUGGGGUGAAGGCCCUCAGCAAAAAUGAUUUGGAAGCAGAGGUUGGGAGAUCCAGAUAUGGCCUUGACCCUCUGCAAAACACUGGGACCGCCAUGCUGCCUCACGCAAACCCUCAGAUCUCAUCACCGGUGCAGAGCAGGAGUUGCACACCAGCCCAGCCACACAGUCCAAAGAGAACUGGCCUCUCUGUAGGACGCAUAAUGAAAUAUAGCCAGCAGCUCAGUGAAGGAGAAGAAGAGAAGACAAAAUGCGACCUUAGCAAAUGUGUUUCUGAACUAGAGGACAGCCUGCAGGAGGUGCUGUCUGACGUGUUAGAGGUGGAGAUGAAGGCUGCUUACGAAGACCUCUGGUUAGAGAUAGUUUAUGUAAAACCACCCUGGAAUCUUCAGGAUGUCCUGCAUUGUUUCAAAAAGCACUGGAUUGCUGUGUUUGGGCAGAUUGUCCCACGGAGGAAGCAGCAAAUUGUUUUAAAUCUAAUCGAAUUCUUCAACUCAGGUAAAACAAUAGACUGUGGUGCUACCUUAACAGCCCUUCAAGAAGCUAAGGAGCUUGUAAAAGCGUUUGAGAAAAGUUCAAGCCGUGUUCCCAGUGCCAUUUCUGUAAUGGACAACAUUUUCAAUAAGCUACAACCUCAGGGAGAAACUCCUGCCUGUGAUGUUGUCAUGAAUGAUGAUGACGAUGAUGAAGACAAACAACCCACGUCUGCUCAGGUCUCUCAUCAGGAAGUGUGGGCCCUGUUUGAGAACAUCUGGUCUAAUGUGUAUCAGAUAAGCUUGGAAGUGUUCAAAGUGCUGGGCUUUGACCCUCACACCAUGCAGAGUGCUCAGCCAGCGGGAUGCCCUCCACCACAACAGGACGCCUUGGCUUGUUUGCACAGACUGUCCUCCAUGGUCUCACAGCUGCUCCAAGCUUUCAGCAGCAUCUUGUCCUCAGCCCCUGGUUUGGAGGAAGUCCAGACACUGCUCGGCAUCAUCCACUCUAAUAAGAUUGUUAAUGUGGAUUCCAGAUUGACAGCUGUAGACCUACUUGAUUGUUUCUCACAACAGGACUACAGGGAGAAGCUGAGAGUCGGAGGGAUCCAGUUAAUGGAGCUAAAAGCGGCCCUGGAUCGUUGUGUUGGGGCCACAGGUCAAAACCUCACCUUGACCACGUAGCCCAGAAUGGAGCAGUGUCAGGACGUUUGCACAGCAGCCAAACAGAUGCCUUGAAUGAACUGAUUCCUUGAAGUAAAAACUGUAAGUUUUCUUUUAUUGUACCUCCUGCAACUGUACCUGUUUACAUUUUUUUUAAUUCCCAUGCAUAAAAAUGUUUCUUGUGACAGACAUUAUUGUUCUAUUUGCCUGAAUGAAUGGUUGUCUGUAGAUUGUUCUCCAUUAUUCCAAAGGGAAAAAACAUUUGUUAAACAGCUUGUAUUUUCUGUAUCACACGGUUUUCCACUAAGUAGAGUCCUGUUUUCUAUGUUCUCCAAUAUUGUGACAAUGGAGCAGUGAUUUAUCUUUUUUUUUAUAUUUCAGGUGUGCUUUGGUUCAGUAAGUCUAUCAAGAUUUAUGCACAUUAGAUAUUUUAUUUUGAUAAAGGUCAUUAGUUAAUCACAGCGCUGGUUUUCAUUAUUGCUACUUAAAUGUAUAUAUUUGCUUUUGACAGUUUGUUAUAUAGUGUACACAUACAGAAUUUGGGAUAUUUAUUUAGUGAUAUUUUUGACCAUAUGAAUGAUGCAACAAUGUCUGAAAUCCUAGGUGCACCACCCCUCACAGCCACCACACUCCCGGCCCACUGUGACAAUUGACAGCUGUUUUAUGACUAUACUUAACUAUAUUUUAAUGUGUGUUUCCUAUUUUUCAACCCAAACCCUGUUAAAUAGUUGUUUUCCAUUAUUUAUGAUUGUCCAACUUCACCGAAAGCUUCAGUUUAAAAAAGCUUACUAGGCUUAAAGGAAUAGUUUAAUAUUUUGGUAGAUAUCUAAAUCAAGCACUUUCUUGCUUGAGUUAAAUGAGAGGAAUAAUACCACUCUCACAUUAGUCUGUGAAAUAUGAAGCUUCAGCAAAGAGCUGAUUAAUCACAGAUAACUAAAUCUGCCUACCAGCUCACUGAAUAACACGUUACAUCUACAUCUCAUUUCUUUCAUCCACACAAAAACCAAAGUGAUAUUUUUUCUCUUGAGAUUUGAAUUGGUUGAUGAUGUGAUCGAACCGCAGAGUAACUGAGGUUACAAAUUGGGCAAAUAACCCCCGUAAACCCAAACCUUUUCAUGGUUUAAUAUCACACUGACUAAUCCUCAGAACAUCUGAUUUCAAAAUCAUGAUUUCUGAAAGUCAACAGAUUGUCUAUUUGACCUGCCUGUGUGUCCCAAUGAAAAGCUGCUAGUUUUUUGUUUUUUGUUUUAAACUAAAGCUGUUGGUGAGGUUGAGCUUUGCUUAAUCAUAAAUGAUAGGAAACAAACUUUUAAUGGAGUCUAGGUUGAAAACCAGUGAACCCACCAUUUCAGCUUUUGCUUAUUUUUGUUGAUUUUUACAAGUAGAAAUGUAAAUUAUUUGAUGACAAAAUCUAUUUUAAGUAAAAGAGUUACAUGUUUACGAUGAAAAGUGUUGUCUUGAGAGACUUUUUUUUUUUUACCUGCAUCAGUUGCUUCUUUUGAUCAUUUGAGUAAAAGUGA